This is a messenger RNA of Ziziphus jujuba (common jujube), 978 nucleotides long. RefSeq names its product proline-rich protein 1. The transcript has a single exon. The record is from RefSeq and is a predicted model, not a curated record. The coding region runs from base 375 to 911 and encodes 178 amino acids. NCBI's taxonomy places the organism in Eukaryota, Viridiplantae, Streptophyta, Magnoliopsida, Rosales, Rhamnaceae.
AAUUUUCUUUCGCAUAAUAAUAAUAAUAAUAAUAAUAAUAAUAAUAAUAAUAAUACAAAUAAUAAUAUAUUUAUAUAUGAUUUAUCAAAAAGAAAGGUGGCCUUCACGUAGAAUCUAAUAGUUAAAUAGAAUACAAGGCGUUGACAUGCGGCUUAGUAGCUCCCACGUCAAUCUGAACGCUUCAAAGUCCCAACAAAAAUCCUCACAAACCAGCAAGGCAAUAACCUAUAUACAUAUAUACGUAUAUAUAUACAUAUAUAUACAUAUAUAUAUAUAUAUAUAUGCCACCGCAUCAACCAUAAUCCAACCCAACCUUCUUCUUUUCUCUGCUUCUGAGAUAUAAUACAAACACAACUCUACUAAGAAGAAAAGAAAUGGCACGCAGCCAAUUCAUCAUCCUCUUCUCAUCUUUCCUUCUCCUCCCAUUGGCCUUUACUUUCACAGCAGCCUACGACGAUGUCCCAACAAAACCAGUGGAGAAAAAGAUUGAGGUGGUGGUAGAAGGAAUUGUAUAUUGCCAGAGUUGUGACAAAUUUGGAAGCUGGUCUUUGUCUGGGGCUGAUCCAAUCCCUUCAGCUAAACUCAGUGUCAUCUGCAAAAGGCACGAUGAAGAAGUCACUUUCUACAAGGUUUUUGAAACAGACGACAAUGGGUAUUUCUAUGCACCCCUUGAAGGCUUCAAAAUGGUUAAUUCUUUAGUGGAUCAUCCACUCCAGUCAUGCCAUGUGAAGCUCGUUUCUUCUCCCCGCAAAAACUGCGACCUUCUUUCCAAUGUCAAUUAUGGACUCAAUGGCUCCCCACUUCGCUAUGAGAAGAAGAUAUUGAAGGGGAAGAACUAUGAGGCUGUCAUAUAUGCUGCAGGUCCCUUGGCUUUUCGUCCUGCUCAUUGCUCUCCUGAUACUCAUUAUUGAUGUUGCUGCCGAUUGUUCUUGACCAAUGACCCCUGAUUAAUUUGCAUCUUUUUUUUUCCUUUUCUUU